AUGGAAGCCAAUUCUUCUUCGUCUUUCAAGAUAAUUUUAGGCUCAGCUUCGGUAGCACGUCGGAAAAUAUUGGCUGAAAUGGGAUACGAAUUCACAGUCAUGACUGCAGACAUUGACGAGAAAUGCAUCAGAAAGGAAAAGCCAGAGGAGUUGGUUUUGGUUCUUGCCCAGGCAAAGGCUGAUGCUAUUAUAUCCAAACAACAAACUAUCAAUAAUCAAGAGAAGGAUGCUGAACCGACUAUUGUGAUUGCAGCAGACACAGCAGAAGCUAAUUCACAAAGGCUCCCAGUUGGUGACUACAUAAAGGAUGACGAACCAACGCUAUUAAUUACUUCUGAUCAAGUGGUGGUCUAUGAAGGUGUGAUCAGGGAAAAACCAUCCAGCAAGGAAGAAGCACGUCAAUUUUUGAAAGACUAUUCUGGAGGACAUGCAGCAACAGUGGGAUCUGUGCAUGUUACAAAUCUUAAAACUGGAUUCAGUAAAGGAGAAUGGGAUCGAGUGGAGAUUUAUUUCCACGAAAUACCAGAUGAAAUCAUUGAGAAGCUGAUUGAGGAGGGCACGGUGCUCAAAGUUGCUGGUGGACUCAUAAUAGAACAUCCUCUAAUUCUUCCCUUUGUUAAAGAAGUGGUAGGGACAACUGAUAGCGUGAUGGGACUUCCCAAAGAUCUCACUGGGAGGCUGCUAAAAGAGGCCAUCUAG
This is a messenger RNA of Prunus armeniaca (apricot), 699 nucleotides long. The record is from the annotation of a GenBank genome assembly. Lineage: Eukaryota; Viridiplantae; Streptophyta; Magnoliopsida; Rosales; Rosaceae.